Messenger RNA from Ananas comosus (pineapple), 1044 nucleotides. Its product is annotated as cytosolic sulfotransferase 14-like. Gene Ontology annotation, cellular component: cytoplasm. The coding region runs from base 1 to 1044 and encodes 347 amino acids. Gene Ontology annotation, molecular function: sulfotransferase activity. The transcript has 3 exons. The record is from RefSeq and is a predicted model, not a curated record. Lineage: Eukaryota; Viridiplantae; Streptophyta; Magnoliopsida; Poales; Bromeliaceae. Gene Ontology annotation, biological process: sulfation.
AUGGCUGAGUGCUAUUCUUUCUCUACAAAUUUGUGCUCUCUAACUAAGGAAGGCGAAGAAGAUCAUCGGAAAAUCUAUCAGUACUUCACUGACUUGGUCUCUACCUUUUCAUGCGAACCUGGCGUCUCUAGCCUUCUACUUUAUCGGUACAACGGUUGGUAUGCAAGCCUACCUCCGAUGGUCGGCGUAAUGGCUGCCGGACGCCACUUCAAAGCUCAGCCCUCCAACGUGCUCCUCGCCACACUACCAAAAUCCGACACCACGUGGCUCAAAUCCCUCCUUUUCGCCACCGUACACAGCAUGUUGUACCCUGUCGAUGACAACUCUUGCCACCCUUUUACUUUCCACAACCCCCACGAAUGCGUCCCGUUCCUUGAGUACCAAGUUUACGUCGACAAUCAGAUCCCUAACUUGGAUGCGAUUCCUUCGCCGAGGCUCUUCGCCACACACAUGCCCUUUCAGUUGCUUCCGAAGAGCAUGACCGACUCUAGUUGUCGCAUAGUUUACUUAUCCCGCGACCCUACGGAUAACUUUACUUCCUUCUUUACUUCCGUGUGGCACUUCUCAAACAACUUGAGAGAGAAAGAGAAGAUCGAACCUUGGUCCUUAGACGAGGCCGUCGAUUACUUCUGCAACGGCGUCUCGCCCUUCGGGCUGUAUUGGGAUCAUUUGCUUGGGUAUUGGACGGCGCAAUCGGAGCAACCGGAGAAAGUGCUUUUCCUCAAGUACGAGGAGAUGAGAAAAGACCCUUCGGGUAAUGUUAAGAAGCUGGCGGAGUUCGUAGGAAACCUUUUUACGCCGGAGAAGGAGGAAGGGGGCAUUAUCGACGGCAUCAUAAAGCUAUGUGGGUUCGAGUCGCUGCGGGAUUUGGAGGUGAACAAGAGCGGGAAGACGGAGCUGGUUUUCGGGUCUGUCGAGAACAGUUUGUUCUUUCGGCACAGAGUGGCGGGAGGCUUGGUGAAUUACCUGACAUCCGAGAUGGCUCGACGUAUCGACCAAACCACGGAGAGUAAGUUGAAAGGACAUAGACUGACCUUCUCAUGA